AGCAUUUUGUAGUGUACAGUACGCAGUGCACAGCGAGAGUCUUCUGUCAUUAGAUAGGCACUGAGUGUAUUAGCUCAUGAAUAUUAAUUACGUGACGUUUACGUUUGCACGGCCACUAGGCUGACGAAUGAACGAAUCCUAACAAGAGAAGGCGUGGCUCAUGAAUAAUAAUUACAUGACGUAUCAGUCUGGUCCACGAAAGUUACCAAGCAACAGCAGAAUGGCCCAAUUAUCAUUUAUAAGAAACCUUUUCCGUAAGUGAGUACUUAUCCGCUUAACGGACUUAUGGAACAUUGCAUGAAUGUUAGAAUAUUGAUAGUACAUCAGUAAAACGCUUUAUGCAGUCACAAGGUGAUAGAUUGAUAUAUUUAGACGUUAUUUACACAAAUAUUUCGUGCAUGUUUCGACGCGUCGCCAGGGCUGCAGUCGGUGGGCGUGUCCGCUGACAUAACACGUCACACCUUCGACGACAUUCGGGUGUCCGUGCAGAGCCGCUGGACCGAGUCCGGGUAGUUAACGGACGGAUCCAGAUGUGUGAGGAGUCCCGCGCCAGUCUCAGGGAAUAACACGCGCCAUGGCUCGGGCCGGUACCGGAACAGACGGCGCGGAAGCGGAGGACGAUUGUUUUGAAGAUGCUUAUGAUCAUAUUCCAGUGGCCUCUAAGAUGGACUUGCGUUCCUCUAUAGAUGAGUGUGCCAUGGCCCUCAACCUCUUCCUGAACAACAAGUUCUCUGAAGCUCUGGACCUCCUGAAACCCUGGUCUAAGAGCAGCAUGUAUCAUGCGAUGGGUUACAGCAGUAUUUUAGUGAUGCAGGCUGCCAUGACCUUUGAACACAAAGACAUUCAGACCGGCAUGGCGACCAUCAAAGAGGCCUUACAGACCUGUCAGAGGUUCAGGAAACGUAACUCUAUGGUUGAGUCCAUAUCCAGCCUGAUGUCCAAACACUCUCCUGAGAGCCUCAAACAGGAGGAGAUGCAUGCUGAGAUCUGCUAUGCUGAAUGUCUUCUACAGAAGGCCACACUAACAUUUGUACAGGAUGAGAACAUGAUCAGUUUUAUUAAAGGAGGAAUUAAAAUACGCACAAGUUAUCAAAUCUACAAGGAGUGCCAGAGUGUGUUGAACACAUCUCAGGGAGUGGGCGGAGACGACGAGGCCUUUAGACAGUUUGAGGGCGGAGUCAAGCUGGGGAUUGGCUCCUUUAACCUGAUGCUGUCUCUGCUCCCCGCACGAGUACUGCGACUGCUGGAGGUCAUCGGCUUCUCAGGAAACAGGGAGUUUGGUUUGUCUCAGCUGCGUGAUGGUGCUGUCAAUCACAGCCUCAGAUCCAUCCUGUGUGUCCUCACGCUGCUCUUCUAUAACACAUACGUGUGUCUCAUACUGGGCACAGGUGAGGGGAAUCUGCAGGAAGCUGAAGCUCUCUUAGAGCCAUAUGUAGAGAAAUAUCCCCGGGGCUCCAUCAUUCUCUUCUACUCGGCUCGCAUCACUUUACUGAGAGGAAACUUUGAGACGGCGGUGUUGACGUUUCAGGAGUGUAUCUCAUCACAGCAGCAGUGGCGUCAGAUUCAUCACUUGUGUUAUUGGGAGCUGAUGUGGUGUCACUCGUACCAGCAGCAGUGGACUGAAGCCUAUCGAUACGCUGAUCUGCUGUGCCGAGAGAGCCGCUGGUCUAAAGCCAUCUACGUGUAUCAGAAAGCUGCGAUUCUGAGCAUGAUGUCAGAGGAAGAUGUGAAGAAGACCGGAGAGAACAUUGAGGAGUUGUUUAGGCAGGUGGAGGGGCUAAAGCAGCGAUUGGCCGGUAAGUCCAUCCCAACAGAGAAGUUUGCUGUGAGGAAAUCCAGAAGAUACUCUGCACCUGUACCUGUCAAACUGGUGAUUCCUGCACUGGAGAUGAUGUAUGUGUGGAACGGCUUCACUAUUGUUGGGAAGCGUGCAGACACCACUGAGAGUUUACUGAUCACCAUCGAGAGAGCCGAAGAACAACUAAACAACGACCCCAAUCCAUCAGAGUUUCAUCCAGAUGAUCAGUGUCUGGUGCAGAUGUUGAAGGGUUUGUGUUUGAAACAUCUGGGCAGGUUGAUGCAGGCUGAGCUUUGUUUCACACAGGUGCUGAGCAGUGAGAAGAGAAUCCGUUAUGAUCAUUAUCUGAUUCCCUUCACUCUCUAUGAGUUGGGCUUACUGUCCAAACAACAGGGCGAUUACAUCAAAGCCACGCGAUACAUCGAAGAUGCCAAGUUAAAUUAUAAAGAUUAUUCCAUGGAGUCUCGACUUCAUUUCCGCAUUCAUGCAGCUCUCAACAGUCUGAAGAACUCUCCCGCAAACUCACCGUGAUGACAUGAGCACAUUCAUACAUGUGACACGAUGAAGCGAUCAUCACACAUGACGCAGGCAAGCGCAGAAUGACAAGCACACAUCCUAACAGAACCAGCGCAGCGCUCAUCAAAACACUAAAGCAUCACACGUGCUGUAAACACUCACAGAAUCAAACUCACUGUACACACUCAUUCAUGAGCAUCACACUGACCAUCUUCAUAUAGUACCUCAAACCUGACAAGAGUUCAACAAGAGUUGAGCUGAUUUAUUCUGGUUCUUUUACACCAAUCAGACGUCUGAAACCCUCCCCGAUCUCCAAUCACAAAACAUCUGCUUUAAUGAAUGUAACCUUUUCCUUUCAAAGACCAAAUGUGUGUUUCUGUCAGCCGUGUGUGUGUGUGUCCGUGCGUGCGUGUGUGUGUUGAAGAGUUUGUUUUAUAGAUUCAUGUUGCAUGUCUUUACACAUGAUGUUUACUGUUGUCUGGACUCACAGCAGUUUUUUUACAAUCUGUAGUUCAAAGAUUAUUACAAAGCGGAUGCUUGAUUUUAUUAAAGUUGACAUUUAUUUAUGCUUUAAACAAUCCAAGAAGUUCAUUUGAAGGCAAUAAUGACCAGCCAGUAAUCAUGCUGUUAUAUAAUUGAGUUUUAGAAAUACUGUCAUUUGAUUUUCUGGACGGAGGUUUAUUUUACUUUAUUGAUUUUGAAGGUCGAUCAUAUGUACUGUAUUUAGUGCAUAAGGCUGCUUUUUCAUAUAUAUAUAUGUGUUUGUUCCUAUGUUGUUUGAAUUAUCACCAAAUACUUUAUUUAAUAACCAAAUAUUUACCCAAACUUUGUUGGAAAUGUAUAUGAAGUUAUGAGGUUCAGUGUUAGUUGUUUUCUAUUUGAAUUAAACUUUCUUUUUUUUAUUCAGUAUAUUUUACAACAAUAGAUCUAUAUGUUCUCUAAGGAUUAACAGCUAAACGCAGGUUUCAAAUGAUUCAAAUGGAGAAAUAAUGACUGAAUUAUAUUUAAGACAGAACAUGGAGAUAUAGUAAGUUUCAUGUUAAAAAUGUUAUUAACAUGUAUAUUCCCACAAUAAAAAGAAACAUUUUCAAGUGUU
Triplophysa dalaica is the source of this 3410-nucleotide messenger RNA. RefSeq names its product tetratricopeptide repeat protein 39B. The transcript is spliced from 19 exons. NCBI's taxonomy places the organism in Eukaryota, Metazoa, Chordata, Actinopteri, Cypriniformes, Nemacheilidae. Gene Ontology annotation, molecular function: protein binding. Bases 575 to 2329 code for a protein of 584 amino acids. The record is from RefSeq and is a predicted model, not a curated record.